Messenger RNA from Opisthorchis viverrini, 375 nucleotides. RefSeq lists its product as hypothetical. The transcript is spliced from 3 exons. The coding region runs from base 1 to 375 and encodes 124 amino acids. Lineage: Eukaryota; Metazoa; Platyhelminthes; Trematoda; Opisthorchiida; Opisthorchiidae. The record is from RefSeq and is a predicted model, not a curated record.
AUGACGCCUUCCGGUCACAGUGUUGAAGUGCGGACAGAAAUUGUGAUCAAGUCUGGUGGAUAUUCUCCCGCCAUUCUGGAUGAUACGGUAUCCAUGAACAAAAGCUUGAGUUGGUCACUGGGUCAAGACAACAGCGUGGACGUCUCUUUUGUGAUUUCGUCCACUGUGGUAAAGUCAGUAUUCCUACUUUCAAUGUCCAUGAGUUGUUUGUCCCCGCAACCAGAGUUCCAACUGGAUAAUGGCCGAUUCAGACGUUUCACGUGCUUUCUCAAAUCUCUGCCAUGCUUCAAUUGCAUUGGUCAGCCGAUUGACCGUUUGAACAAUACUUGCAUGCACUUUGUGCCAACGCAACUGGAGCUCUUUGGUCUGGAGUAG